AUGAUCGUUGUGGUUUCAAUGAAAUUUGCAAACACUGUUUCAGAAAAUGCGAAUUAAAUAGAAUGGGAAGAAUAUUUGAACUGGGGCUAAGGCCGGUCAUACUGAGCAGAUUACUGGAUUCAGGUUGGACUGUUUGUGUAUCAGGAUGCAGACUACACCAGGCGAUCAACCCCGUCGUUAGAUACUACAGAAACUGCUCCUCUCUCUCUCCUACUAAAACUGUAGACCGGAGACAAACUGUUCCAGUCCUGGGUUACAGAGGUCUGCAUACAACGAAUAGCUCUGGAUCAGUGUAUGUUGACAGUCAGCUGGACUCGCUAGAGAGAAGAAAGAAAAUGUCAAAGAAAAGUUUAGAGUUUGAUACCCUUGGUACCUGGGAUACUAGACUAGAUGUACAGAUAAACGAAGAUGCCAGUCUCCGGACCGGAACUGUAGUUCCGGAUAUAGAUGUAAAUAUGAUCGGAACCUUCACUAACCAGGGCCGGAGAACCUACCAGGAGGACAGGUUUGUUGUCAAGAUGCUGAGACCGGAUUUACUGUACUGUGCCGUAUUUGACGGGCACGGUGGAAGCAGAUGUGCCGAAUAUUGUGCCGAACAUUUUCACACUUAUAUCUCUCAUUUCCUGGCUAGAGAGUCUUCAAUCUCAAGAGUUUUAGAGAAAUCAUUCUUCGAAGUGAACAAAUCCUUUAGUAGAUGGUUUAACAGUAAGAAGGAGAAUGAAAGGAUGAAGAUCUCCUCCGGAAGUACUGCCACCGUCUGCCUCAUCCAGGACAACUACAUGUUGUACAUAGGACACUGUGGAGACAGCAGGGCUCUGCUCUACAGGGACGGGAAAGCACGAAGACUGACUCAGGAUCACUGUCCUUCUGUUCCUGAGGAGAAGAAGAGAAUACUAGAGUGUGGUGGGAGUGUGACAAGUGAUAGUAUUGGUAGAUCUAUGGUAAACAGCAGGUUGUGUAUGUCCAGGUCUAUAGGAGACCUGGAGCUCAAGGAUCAAGGGGUUGUCGCUGAUCCUGAUAUAAAGCAGGUCAAGAUCAAGCAUGGUAAGGACGGGUUCCUAGUUCUCACCACGGAUGGGAUAAACUUCGUGAUGCAGGAUCAAGAGGUAGUGGAUUGCAUUGCACGUUGUGAGAACGCGAGCGAAGGCGCGGCACGGUUGGUUGAUCAGGCGCUCUUGUACUGCUGUGAGGACAAUGCAACCGCUGUUGUUAUCCCCUUCGCUAGCUGGGGGAAGGGGGACACCAGCUCCUCCAUGUUCUACAGCUUCGGGAGGAGUAUGAUUGGCUCCUCAAGAUUCGGAUAAUAUACCAUCCAACUCAAAAUUCAAUGGAUCUGAAAUUUAUUUUUCAAAAUGGCGAUUUACAUUUAGAUAAUUAAACUAUUGUUAAUGUUAAGUAUAGUUUCCCAUUUGGAAAAAGACUCAUAAAUUAUAAAUUCUAGUCAUAAUGGAAAGUUUUAACUCAAAAUAUAAUACAUACAGUGUAAAAAUUGAAUGUGAAUACAAUAUUAAGA
Molecule: messenger RNA, 1513 nt
Organism: Eurytemora carolleeae
Lineage: Eukaryota; Metazoa; Arthropoda; Copepoda; Calanoida; Temoridae
Product: protein phosphatase 1K, mitochondrial-like
Exons: 3
Coding region: 63-1304 (413 amino acids)
Biological process (GO): protein dephosphorylation
Molecular function (GO): protein serine/threonine phosphatase activity
Source: RefSeq, a predicted model, not a curated record